Messenger RNA from Ictalurus punctatus (channel catfish), 4751 nucleotides. RefSeq names its product RING1 and YY1 binding protein b (gene rybpb). Bases 645 to 1412 code for a protein of 255 amino acids. The transcript is spliced from 5 exons. Gene Ontology annotation, cellular component: nucleus. NCBI's taxonomy places the organism in Eukaryota, Metazoa, Chordata, Actinopteri, Siluriformes, Ictaluridae. Gene Ontology annotation, molecular function: transcription coregulator activity; DNA binding. Gene Ontology annotation, biological process: positive regulation of DNA-templated transcription. The record is from RefSeq and is a predicted model, not a curated record.
CUGUUAUCUUUGUUCCAAAGCAGCAGCUUCUGAUUCCCAACCCUAAAGCCACACCUUGCCCUAGCAUUUAGAUAUUCAUGGCAUGGAAAUCUUGAUGAGCUGGAUCGGGUACAUUGCUUAAAGUCGGGAACUGAUUGGACAAUGACGAACCAAAAAAAUAAAAAAAUAAAAAAAAUAACAUAAAUAAUGCGGAAAACUCUCAAGUUGUGCACAUUUUCCUUCCAGCUUGUUAGAGUGUAGCCAACCUGAACUUGCCCUUUGCUACUUUUUAGCCCUUCCCCUACCGCGCGCGACAAAAAAAAGCCCCCCUGCCAGUGUCUGAUCUCAACACUCAGACGGACUGCUCUUCAGACUCGGACGAAUAAAGACACACGGUUCAUGAGAAAAAGAAAAGAAGAGUUACUGCUGGAGCUAUUUUCGAUUCCGUAGUGAGACUUUAAAGCGAAGGCGGCUGUGAUUGGGCAGUGCGGAGUCACGCGGUGUGCACUCGCGCCCGUCCGUGAACGCGACUCUGCCUGCGCUAGCGGCGGCUCGAGCUCUCCGGAUCCUCCUCACAAUUAUUCUUAAUUACUCAAACCUUUUUUCCGCUUCAUUCCUUCAAUAAGAAACCAUUUUCUUUUCGUGAGACGGUGUUUCCCCCCAUCAUGGGCGACAAAAAGAGCCCGAGCAGGCCAAAAAGACAAGCCAAGCCGGCGGCGGAUGACGGUUACUGGGACUGUAGUGUGUGUACAUUCAGGAACAGCGCGGAAGCGUUUAAAUGCAGCAUCUGCGACGUACGGAAGGGUACAUCCACAAGGAAGCCCAGGAUAAACUCCCAGCUGGUGGCUCAGCAGGUGGCGCAGCAGUACGCCACCCCUCCCCCUGCAAAGAAAGAAAAGAAGGAGAAGCCGGAGAGACCUGAGAAGGAGAGGGCCGAUGGCGAGCGACCAGAGCGGAACCUGCCUGAUGUUGAACACCCAGCCAAGGAGAAGGUUGAGAAGGACCAUGCUGACCAGGAGAAGAAGGACCGAGAGAAAGAAAUCACUGUUGCCCUACCAAAGAAACCCAGCAGCAAAAAGACCAGGCCCAAGAUGGACAACCAUCAAAGCCCACCAAGUGAAAGAAACAGUAUACAGUCUGGGAAAUCGACCACCAAGACUAAAAACUCUCACAUCUCAAGCAGACCCAAAUUGAAGAACGUGGACCGGAGCACGGCCCAGCAGCUGGCCAUCACGGUGGGGAACGUGACGGUAAUCAUAACGGACUUUAAAGAGAAGACGCGUUCGUCCUCCACGUCCUCCUCGACGGUGACGUCCAGUGCCGCCUCUGAGCAGCAGCACCCGAGCUCGGGCUCCGAGAGCAUGGACAAGAGCUCGUCACGUGCCUCCACUCCUAAACGAGACCUCUCACUUGGCCAUGAUGAGUCAUUCUGAGCCUUCAAACGGCUCUUGGACAUUGUGGAGAAUGCUGGGUGUUCUGCAGUUCUCCUAUGCCCUGCUCUCAUUCCGCCCAUCUGCUUUCUAUUACCAAAAGAGGGACGAAUGUCUGCUACAUCCCCCACAUUUACACAAACGUUGAUGUGCGCAUACGUUCCCUGAUUGGAGAUAAUUUCAUCUCUCUGGACCCUUAGCAGUGGAUUCUCAGCAUCACACCUUGGUAGCACUGGAGUGACAGCAGGGCCAAUGAGAUGGCAUCCCCACUCUUGUAUGUAUUGUUUUAUACUUGUAAGUAAACAUCUGGCUGAAUCAACAACUUUCUUUUUUUUUUUUUUUUGUUUUUUUUUUGUAUUAAAAAAAAGGUCUGCUGUGCACAAUAACCACCUACACUUUAACAAUUUCCUGAAUAGCUAUGACACUUAUUUAUUAUCUGUCGUGUCUUAAUACUUUGAGAUUUUUCCCCAUUGAAGCUUCGCUAAGUAGCAUGGCUGAUGGUUCCAUUUUACAGUUUUAAUGAUAUUUUAAUGCGUUUGAAUUGUUUUCCUGGAGCCCCCUGAGAAACUGUCCCACAUUGGUGCUAGCUACACUGUGAAUCCUUUCUUUUUUUUUUUUUCCUUUCCUGCUCAGACUGUCUUUCACACUUCAAGGUCCUUAAGCCUAUUUCACUCCUUUUUCUGUCACUCCACAUCAGCUAUUCUUUUUUUUCUUUUUUUUUUUUUUUCUUCUUCUUCCUUCCUUUCUUUCUUUCUUUCUCUCCCCCAAGUGAGUGCUGGCUGUCUGCUUUUCAUGGUGGCAUUUUCAGCCCUCGUUUUGCCUGGCAGGUCUGAUUUUCUAGCUUUUCCACAGUCCAGACUUUGUAACCUGGUCCCUGUGAUGCCUGUCUUUUGACAUCUGUGAAUAGAACCUCAUCUUUUACACUUGCAGUGCAGUUUCUAUGAAUUAAUGGCAUUGUUUGGCAGAGGUAUUUUGUAACUUAUUGGUUAUUUAUGGCAUGUAGUACAAACACUAAACACGUUGAAGUCAAGAAACUAGUCUAAUUGGUCUGGUUUUAAGUUAUGCCAUACCGACCCACAUUAUCAUUUUCUUACAGAGUGCGUUCCAGCAUACCUGAAUCACAGUUACAGCUUCAGACUUUUUGUUUGGUGAAGGAUAAAAUAAGACAAAAUGAAGAUCUAGACCGUAACUUGGGCCUCGGGUGACUUACUAAUUGUUUAGAACCGCAUGAUCUCGCUGAAGGGAAACGGAGGACACAAUAAGUUUGUGUUUUUUCUUCUUUUUGGUCACAUUGUCCAGUGUUCAGCUGUGUUUCAGACAAACUCUCACACCCUGCCAUAAUGGCCAACAAUAAGAGUAGUAAUGCCUAACUAUCCCUUAAAAAAAAUAAAAUAAAUAAAUAAAAAAUAUCCACUUAGCUUCCUCUUGAACUGUAUUAAACCUGUAUAAAGUAUGUGUAUAUGAUACGAGUUUUAUUUAUUGAAGGACCAAAGGAAUUUGAUAUUGACAUGAUAGACAAAUAAUUUGAAAUGUAAUGAUCAUAUGUGUGAUAUACAGUAUAUAUAUAUAUUAAAAAAAAUACAUUUUAAAUAAAAUCUAAUAUAAUCCAUAUCUAAUUCUUGCUAAUUCUUGUCCACAACAUACUGUGAAACUCAUCAGUUGCUUUGGAAUCAAACCUGUAAAGACCACAUCAGCGUUAGAUGUUGUACGUUACCGCGUCGACUCUUCCGAGACGCGGUCGGUUAGAGGGUCACUUCUUGUACAACAGUAUUGCAAUAUUUUAAAGUUUGGUCAUCGAUUGAAUUGCUUAAUAAGUAAUGUUCUAGUAACCGGUUAAUGUUUAGAAUCAGAAGUGUGAACAGCUGUGAAAUAGAUCACUUGUGUAUCACUUGUAACAGAAUUGAAGACUCGGUUUUUACUCCUCCAGUGACGGGAUGAAUUGAAGUUUUGUUUUUGUUUUCUUUCUUCCAGUGGCUUUGGGAUAUGUUCUUUUGAGACAGCAGUAGUGCAUAGUCCUCUAGUGUUGUGUACAAAUGAAGGCUUUACUGGGUCGGUUUGUGAGACAGUAACCACGUCUUGUUUGUGUAUUUGUGAUAUUAACCAGUGGACUUUUUUUUUUUUUUUGUUGGAUUCUGAAAGCAUCACGUUGUAACCACUCUCGAAGACUCGCAUCACCCGAUCUGUGCUUAAUUCAACUGAACCAUGUUUAUGUGGUUCGCUUGGCAGUUGUACUGAAUUGGUAAGACUUUUUUUUUUAAUUUUUAUUUUCUUUUGAGAAUAUGCAAUGUGAACACAACAUGAAGAAAACUACAUUGGGCAAAUUACCAAAAAAAAAAAAAAAAAAAAGUGUGGGGGCGGGGUCUAUUUAACGUUUCAAAAGCUUGCCACAUUUGAACCCACUUGCAGUUGUUGGAACUUGCUGAGCACUGUAUAGCCUACUUCUCCAUUUCUUCUGAAUAUAGCCAUCUCUUCACUUGCCUUACCCACGAUCAUAAGCGGUUAGCUAACUUUUUUUGUAAAAUUGUAAAGAGAAAAAUUGUAUCUUAAUUUAUUGGAUUUUUUUUUUUUUUUUUUUAAAAAGGGGGAAAAAAAUAAAUCAAUUUAAACAAUGCUUGUAUGUGUAUCUCAAAUAUGGUGCAAAUGUCAACAUAAUAGGCUACAAAUGGCAAUGGAGCUGAACAUUUUUCCUUUAUAUCAUUUGUAAUUAUUAUUAUUAUUAACGCGCAAGCAGUUCUGUUCUUGUGUACGACCGGUAACCUUAAUUUACUGUGUAAAGAUGGUUACGUUUUCUUUUUUCUUUCUUUCUUUCUUUUUUUUUUUUUUUUUUAAAGCAUCCUUUUGUCAGAAACCCACUUAAGUAUGCUUAAUUACUUGUGAUAUACAGUAGCAUUAACUAUGUGGAAAUCUCAAUAUAAAUGUACAGUACAUCCAGUUGUUUAAUUUUGAUCCUAAUCUGAAGUUGUUGUGAAGCGCUUUCACGGUUUGUUUCGUAAUAGCGUAGGGUCUGUUAGUGUAUUAAUCUUAACCGUUUUAGUUGAACUUUGUCAUGCUUUGCGUUUCUUGCUACUUGCUGAGUGUUAUUAGUGUGAUGGUUGUGUUAAAUUUCCUUGUGUAAUGUUUAUUUUUUGUUUGUUUGUUUUUUGGGUUUUUUUUUUUAAUUUUUAUUUAAUUGAACAUUUGCUCCUUGUCUAUAGCUUACUACACUGUUCAAAUACUACAGCUUUCAGCAUGUGCACGACUUUGCUCUUUAGAGGCUACCUUAUCAUUUUGUUAGCUUCAAAUAAAAAUGUCUAUUUAUGCAUUUUUGGCUUGUAGUUUUUCACAAAUAAAAUGUUCAAUUUA